GGCGUCAAGUCAUUGCCAAAUCAAUGCCAGUUGAGCCGCACUUCAAUGCUACUUUUUCCCUUCAAAAAGAUUAUUAAAUAAAAAAAAAAAAUUGGAGCACCAUCCCAACUAGAGAAAUACAAUUUGAGAAAUGUGAAAAAGGGAAACUUUUUCCAAUUGAGAAUUCUGAAGGCUGAUCUUUUCUAGUUUCUGUAAUUGGGGUUCUAAUAAUGGGCUUUGCAGGAACGUUUUUCUUUGUUUCUCUGUUUUUAAUCCACCUCCUUACCCUCUCUAGUUCCCAGCGAGAACUGGAGUUCAAAGAAUGUUUAUUGGACAGGGGAAACUUCACCAGUAAGAGCACCUACCAGGCAAGCCUCAAUCAUAUCUUCUCUUCCUUCACCUCUGACACAGAAAAUGAUUAUGGGUUCUACAAUAUUUCUUUUGGCCAAAACUCAGACCAAGUUAACGCAAUUGCCCUCUGUAGGGGUGAUGUAAUACCUUUUGAUUGCAUUAACUGCAUCAAAGAUGCUGCUGCCGGGCUCAAAAGUCUCUGUCCCAACCAGAAGGCAGCAAUUCUAUCAGCCUCAUCGGGUGAUUCUCAUCGCAAGUUUGCAACUGGGACUGUGGCAGCUUCGGAUUCAUUGCCGAUUUACGCACUUGUGCAGUGCACUCCUGAUUUGUCUCAGCAGCAGUGUACCUCUUGCUUGUCUAUUGGCAAAAUUAAAGUUUGUUGUGAAGGAGGGCUUGGAGGCAGAGCAGUUGGACCUAACUGUAAUUUGAGGUUUGAGACGUAUUCUUUCUAUGAUCCUCCUGCUGAGCCGUCAACAACAUCACCAGCACCAUUGCCGCGGCCAGUGCCACCACAGUCUCCUUUGCCCUCAGAUGAUACCCACAAAGUUGUACCAGGAAAAGAGGGGAAUUCAUCGCGGAUUAUCAUUAUUAUAGUCAUUUCAGCUGUUGCUUUUCUCAUACUUAACAUAUGUAGCUGCAUCUGCAUCUUUUACCUGAUGAAGAAGUCAAAGAAGAGAAGGAACCUGAAGCAGGAAAUUGAAGAUAGGGAUAAUAGUGGUGAAGCCUUGCAAUUUGACUUCGACACAAUAAGAAUGGCAACCAAUAAUUUCUCCAGCAUGAACAAGCUUGGACAAGGUGGAUUUGGUGCUGUUUAUAAGGGCAAGCUUCUGAGUGGGAAAGAAAUAGCUGUGAAGAGGCUUUUGGAAAGUUCUGCUCAAGGAGAGCUAGAAUUUAAGAACGAAGUUAGUUUAAUGGCAAGACUUCAACAUAGGAAUUUGGUUAGGCUGCUAGGUUUUUGCUUGGAAGGAAAUGAAAGGCUUCUGAUCUAUGAGUUUGUUCCUAAUUCAAGCCUCAACCACUUCAUAUUCGAUCCAAUCAAGCGUUUAGAACUAGAUUGUGAUACUAGACACAAAAUCAUAGGAGGCAUUUCUAAAGGGAUUCUUUAUCUACAUGAAGACUCUUAUUAUCGAAUCAUUCACCGUGAUUUAAAAGCAUCUAAUAUUCUGUUAGAUGCAAAAAUGAAUCCUAAAAUCUCAGAUUUUGGAUUGGCAAGGUUAUUUGUAGGGGAUCAAACUCAAGCAGAUACAAGAAGAAUUGCUGGAACAUUUGGAUAUAUGGCUCCAGAAUACACAAGGAGGGGGCAUAUUUCAGUUAAAUCAGAUGUUUAUAGUUUUGGCGUGCUAGUUUUAGAAAUUAUCAGUGGUCAAAAAGUCAAUCUCAGCAUUGGGGAAGAUGGGGAGGAUCUUCUAACUUUUGCAUGGAAAAAUUGGAUGGAAGGGACUGCUCAAAAUUUAAUAGAUCCCAUUCUGAGGGAUGGUUCUAGCGGUGAAAUGAUGAGAUGUAUCCAAAUAGGCCUACUAUGUGUCCAGGAAGAUGUUGCUAGAAGACCAACCAUGGCUUCUGUUGUUCUAAUGCUUAGCAGCAGCCCUGGAUCUCUACCAUUGCCAUUAAAACCAGCAUAUUAUAUGCACUCUGUCAUGGAGCUAGAGGCAUCUACAAAUCGCCCAGCUCAAUUCACAGUGAACCACGUUUCAAUUUCCGAUAUAGAUCCUCGAUAGAGUUGGGGACUAGGAGCUAUAUUAUUUUAGUGAUUAACUGCUUAUUCUUCAACACUGCAACAGGUUUGUAUUUUUUUGACUAAUAAGCCUAUUAAGCAACUGUGCCUAGGCAAUUUGUUGGGUUUUCGUAAUGAUACCAAUACUUAAAACCUGAAUAUAACUUCGAAGAUGAC
Molecule: messenger RNA, 2221 nt
Organism: Rubroshorea leprosula
Lineage: Eukaryota; Viridiplantae; Streptophyta; Magnoliopsida; Malvales; Dipterocarpaceae
Source: the annotation of a GenBank genome assembly